Messenger RNA from Cucurbita moschata (crookneck pumpkin), 1033 nucleotides. RefSeq lists its product as uncharacterized. The record is from RefSeq and is a predicted model, not a curated record. NCBI's taxonomy places the organism in Eukaryota, Viridiplantae, Streptophyta, Magnoliopsida, Cucurbitales, Cucurbitaceae. Bases 142 to 588 code for a protein of 148 amino acids. The transcript has 4 exons.
UCAAGGCUCUUAUUGAAGGUAAUGGCAUGAUCGGGUGGGUUCUUAGCUCCCUCUCCAAGUCUCUCUACACGGAUCAUGACGUCGAACGACCAUUGAAUUGCGGAUUUUCAAAAGGGGCAAGCGUCGAAGAAGAUUUGGAUCAUGGAGGACAAGGGCAAAGGAACGGACAGAUGGACCGGCGCCGUUGCCAAUCUAACUGAGAUGGCUUCCAACUUGGAGUCAUUCCAGAAGCUUUUACUCAAGAAAGCUGUCUAUGUCGACGAACAGACGUUUGCCAGAGCUUCAUUGUGCUCCCAACAAGCAAGGACGAUCAAGGUUCUUGAUCAAAGGGUUGAGACUUUGGAAAGGGAACUUGAUGCUGCUAUCACUGCUGCUGCUCAUGCUCGUUCAGAAAAACGUCAGGCUGAGGCAGCACAAAAAACUGCUGAACUACACGUGCAGGAGGUCACUCGAGAGCUCGAGAACACUACAAAGGUAUUUCAACUGCAUAUGGAUGAAUUGCGCGCGAAACAGGAAGAAAUCAAUAAACGUGAUAAGGAUAUUAAGCUCUUGGAAGCAAUAAUUCAGACUCUUGGAGGGAAAAAAUGACGUUCAGCAAAUCUGUGAGGAUUUGGUUUUUAUAUUUAAAACCCUGGUGGCACCACAGUGAGUAGCUUAUUGUUAUAUCUGAUUUUCCUCUGUUAUUACAAACAACAUUGAGUUGCCUGUUUUAUAAGCUCUUAUCCCUAUUCUACAUAGCAGUUUUCUUGAUUGGUUGGUGAUGAGUUAACUAGAGGGUGACAUGUACCAAGUGGCUGUGAAGUGCUAAAGAAUAGAUGUGAUGCUCUUAAGUUUAUUCAAAGGCAUACAAAAAGAUAGCUCUACUCGAGGAACCGAGCAUAAAAAAAGGUUGGUACCGGUAUCGGAAUCAACUUAUAUGUAUCUUGAUUGAUCUCAUGGGAUAACUUUAUGACUUUACAAUAUUAGAUCGAAAGAAUUCAAAUUUGUAAAACUGUAAUGUUCUAUGUAGAUGGCGGUUAUAGAGUUUGAACUU